CUUCUCCUCGACAACUUCUUUUCUCUUUUCUCUUCUGUUAGUUGCAGAGGGAUAAAAGAUUGGAGAUAAAAAGAGACAGAAGAGCACUUUGGACGUUCACAUCUUUGUCUCUGCCUGAAGUUAUCUUUGGGCGUAUAUUUUAGCACCUGCGAAAGCGAGUGCACACAUUUUCACAUCCUCACCUCUGUCUCUGUUCUGUUUCUCUCUUUUGGAGACUAUUCUUUACUAUUCAGUCCAAACAUAGCGAAAUGGCUUCUACUUCUGCUGCCGAUCAGUUCGUGAUCAAGCCCGAGAACGUGCAGGCCUCCGUCGAUACCACGAGCUGGCCUCUUCUGCUCAAGAACUACGACAAGCUCGUCGUUCGUACCGGUCACUACACUCCCAUUCCAAAUGGAAGCACUCCCCUCAAGAGAGAUCUCAAGAGUUAUGUCAGCAGCGGUGUCAUUAACCUCGACAAGCCGAGCAAUCCUAGCAGUCACGAGGUCGUCGCCUGGGUCAAGCGUAUCCUUCGCGUCGAGAAAACCGGUCACAGCGGCACCCUCGACCCCAAAGUCACCGGAUGUCUGAUUGUCUGCAUCGACCGCGCCACCCGACUCGUCAAGUCGCAGCAGGGCGCCGGAAAAGAGUACGUCUGCGUCAUCCGUCUCCAUGACGUUCUCGAGGACGAGAAGGGCCUCCAGCGCCAGCUCGAGACCCUCACCGGUGCGCUCUUCCAGCGCCCUCCCUUGAUCUCGGCCGUCAAGCGCCAGUUGCGUGUGCGCACGAUCCACGAGCAGAAGCUCAUCGAGUUUGACAACGACCGCAAGCUCGGCGUCUUCUGGGUCUCGUGCGAAGCCGGCACCUACAUCCGUACGCUCUGCGUCCAUCUCGGACUCCUUCUCGGUGUCGGAGGCCACAUGCAGGAGCUGCGCCGUGUGCGGUCCGGAGCCAUGGGCGAGGACGACGACAUGGUCACCCUCCACGACGUGCUCGACGCGCAGUGGACGUACGACAACACCCGCGACGAGUCCUAUCUCCGCCGCGUGAUCCGCCCGCUCGAGUCGCUCUUGGUCGGAUACAAGCGCAUCGUCGUCAAGGACUCGGCCGUCAACGCCGUCUGCUACGGCGCCAAGCUCAUGCUGCCCGGUCUGCUCCGCUACGAGGCCGACAUCGAGGUCCACGAGGAGGUCGUGCUCAUGACCACCAAGGGUGAGGCCAUCGCGCUCGGAAUCGCGCAGAUGUCGACUGUCGAGCUCUCGACCUGCGACCACGGCGUCGUGGCAAAGGUCAAGCGCUGCAUCAUGGAGCGCGACACCUACCCGCGUAGAUGGGGCCUGGGACCUAUCGCGCUCGAGAAGAAGAAGCUCAAGGCGGAUGGUAAGCUCGACAAGUACGGCCGGAAUACCGAGGCUACCCCUGAGACAUGGAAGAAGGGAUACGUCGACUUUAACGCCAACGGCCAGGCUGCUCCUGAGGGCGAGGAGAGCAAGCCUUUGAUCGAGGAGGUUGCCGAGGCUAAGGUUGAGGCCAAGGAGCCGGAGGAGAAGGAGGAGAAAGAGGAGAAGAAGGAAAAGAAGGAAAAGAAGGAGAAGAAGGAGAAGAAGGAAAAGAAGCGGAAGGCCGAGGACGAGGACGAUGAGGAGAAGAAGGAGAAGAAGGAGAAGAAGCGGAAAGGCGACGACGACAGCCCGGAGAAGAAGAAGAAGAAGAAAUCUAAGGAGUAAUCUUCUUCCUUCUCAUUGUUUAUGUCUUAAAAAAUUGCGUUAUGUACUAUUGUAUAAGAGUUUUGUUUAAUCCAUUUGUUGCCAUAU
This is a messenger RNA of Myxozyma melibiosi, 1790 nucleotides long. RefSeq names its product pseudouridylate synthase family protein. Lineage: Eukaryota; Fungi; Ascomycota; Lipomycetes; Lipomycetales; Lipomycetaceae. Gene Ontology annotation, molecular function: pseudouridine synthase activity; RNA binding. Gene Ontology annotation, biological process: mRNA pseudouridine synthesis; rRNA pseudouridine synthesis; box H/ACA sno(s)RNA 3'-end processing. Gene Ontology annotation, cellular component: box H/ACA snoRNP complex. The record is from RefSeq and is a predicted model, not a curated record. The transcript has 5 exons. The coding region runs from base 249 to 1703 and encodes 484 amino acids.